ACCACAACGCUUUACAUGCGCAGACUGGGCAUACUUUAUCUGCACGCAGCCUGUACACUCACGACGGUGGUUAGGUUCGGACAGAUACACUGCUGGGGUACUCCCAGCACCACCACCACCAUCCCGAAAGUACCUGCUAAAAAUGUCGAGAAAGCCCUACAAACCAGCAGGUACGGGAGCCAAGUUCGAAGAGCCACCUGUGACCACCAACAAGGAACGCACACUGGCACGCAGACGAAACUGGUUUCAGUUUCACUAUCAUCGUGGUGCGUGACAGACGUCCUCUGCAACAUCGUCUGCUAUCAAGAGUAUUAUCGCUUCGGGUUUUCCGGUAUGAUCAUCGUGUGGCUUUGUUUUCUUAUUUCGGCGCUACAAGUUGCUGAAGGUCAAAGCAGGCGGCAUGGCAAAGUGAGCCCCGACUUGCUAGUGAAGGCGUGGCAGCCUUUUCCCUCUUUGGAAUUUGCCGUCGACGAAUGCGUCAGCAACCUGAACCGCACUGGCCGCUGUCUAGCCAUCCCAGACUGUCGAUUCAGCCGUGGCCAUCAGGAAGGUCAAUGCGCUGACGGUUUCGGCGUUUGCUGCGUCUACGAAGCCCGCGGCUUUCCCCUGGCCACGACGGCCAACAACUCCUACUUCGUUCAGCCAAUGUUUCCUCGUCCGUACCGGGACUCUGGAAACCUGUCCCUCACGACGCUGGUCCCAAGAGGGAUUUGUCAGCUACGCAUCGAGCUCGAGAGAUUCAGCAUCUCGGAUCCCGUGAAUGGAUCUUGCACAGACGACUACUUUCAGGCGCACGUCAAUGGCAGCGACAGCAUCCUGCCUAGGUUAUGUGGACGCAACGACGGACAACAUUUGAUCGUCCACUUGCCUAUCAGCGACGAACGUAGCAAACUCACUCUCAAAGUGUCUUUAGGACGGUCAGGAUUUCAAAGGCGGUGGUCCAUACGCAUUGUUCAGUACAAGUGUGGCCAUCAGAAUGAAGCACCCAGGGGAUGCCUGCAGUACCACACGUCGUGUCUGGGCAGCCUAAGAAGCUUCGCCUUCGCCCAGUCUUCUCCCGGAUCCCUUCAGGGUCUCAAUUACGGCGUCUGCAUUGCUCGACCGCCUUGGAUGCAAGUCAUCAGCCUGAAGCUCGACGUGCUCCAGAUGUCGGGAAACUCCACGCAGGAUUGCACGGACGACUUCCUGCAACUUCCGGCGGGCCUGACAAGUAACGGCAAGCCCUUCUCGAGACAACGCCUCUGUUACCAGAAGAACAGUUCAGUUUUUGAUAUUGCAGUACGGGGACCGUUGGUGUUUUACGUUCUAACAGGCAGUGGUGCUGGAAGACACAUGGGAUUCAGCAUCAGUUAUAAUCUGUUUCCGUGCUCGUGAAUGCAUCGUGACAUUUGUAGUGUAUAAAGGAAGUGUGCCAAUAAAUUUAUUUAUUUUAGUUGAA
Ornithodoros turicata is the source of this 1438-nucleotide messenger RNA. RefSeq lists its product as uncharacterized. The transcript has 8 exons. Lineage: Eukaryota; Metazoa; Arthropoda; Arachnida; Ixodida; Argasidae. The record is from RefSeq and is a predicted model, not a curated record. Bases 16 to 1374 code for a protein of 452 amino acids.